Cimex lectularius (bed bug) is the source of this 1943-nucleotide messenger RNA. RefSeq names its product atlastin-like. Lineage: Eukaryota; Metazoa; Arthropoda; Insecta; Hemiptera; Cimicidae. The coding region runs from base 183 to 1793 and encodes 536 amino acids. The transcript has a single exon. The record is from RefSeq and is a predicted model, not a curated record. Gene Ontology annotation, biological process: protein homooligomerization; endoplasmic reticulum organization. Gene Ontology annotation, molecular function: GTPase activity; GTP binding.
UUACAUCUGUUACGACGUCAGCUGUGGAGAAACAUAUGCACCGUUACAAAACUUUUAACAAAAUUAACUAAGUUAUUUAGCAAGGUAUAUUUGUGUAGGGUUUAAAGUCUUUUCCUUAGUAACAAUUUAACAUAAAAAACAAUAUAUCAUUGUAUUUUGUUUAAAAGUUCGUUGGUUCGAUUAUGGAGAGGACGGGAAGCGCGAUUCAAGUAGUUGAGGCCACAGGCAAUCAUUCUUUCGUCCUCAACGAUCAGGAGUUGGAAAAGAUUCUCCUGAGAGAGGAUGUAAAGGACCGAACUGCCGUCGUCCUGUCUGUCGCCGGGGUUUUCAGAAAAGGGAAGUCGUUUUUGCUCGAUUUCUUUUUGCGUUAUUUAAGAUCGAAAUACGGCAGCAACGAAUCAACUAGAGACUGGAUCGGGCGAGACAACGCACCUCUGGAUGGCUUUUCCUGGCGUGGGGGAGCCGAGAGGGAGACGACGGGCAUACAGAUAUGGUCUGAGAUUUUCAAAACGACGGUGCUCGGUGAGGAAGUAGCUAUCAUUUUGCUAGACACGCAAGGGACGUUCGAUAGCCAGAGCACGGUGAAAGACUGCGCGACGAUCUUCGCACUCAGCACUAUGCUGAGCUCGAUACAAAUUUACAAUAUAAGCCAGAACAUACAAGAAGACGAUCUCCAGCACUUGCAGCUCUUCACCGAAUACGGCAAACUCGCUCUCGCCAAAAGUUACGACACGCCGUUCCAAAAAUUGCAGUUUCUCGUCAGAGAUUGGAGUUUUCCGUACGAAACGCCUUUCGGAGACGUCGGCGGUAAGAAACUGCUCGACAAGCGGCUCGAAAUCCACGAAUCCCAGCAUCCGGAACUACAAUCGAUCAGAAAGCACAUCAGAGGCUGUUUCAGUGAAAUCGCCUGCUUCCUCAUGCCUCAUCCGGGUCUGAAAGUCGCAACCAAUCCGUCGUUUGACGGUAAGUUGAAAGACAUCGAACCGGAAUUUAUCCAGUACCUGGUUAGGUUCAUCCACACGAUCCUGACUCCGGAAAAACUCACGGUCAAAAAAAUCGACGGCGAAAAAGUGAAGGUAAAAGAUUUGUUGCAGUAUUUCAAAUCAUACAUUGAAAUUUACAGAGGGAACGAACUCCCUGAGCCGAAAUCCAUGCUCGUCGCUACAGCCGAGGCUAACAAUCUAGCGGCAAUGGCGUCGGCGAAAGACACCUACCAGAUGAAGAUGGAGGAAGCCUGUGGCUCCGGGAAACCGUUCAUGAGCGCGCAGAUCAUGGAGCAGUGCCAUUUGAGAAUAAAGGAAGCCGCGCUCCAGCAGUUCUCAAGCAAGAGGAAAAUGGGAGGCGAGGAAUUUUCAGAACAUUACAGGACCCAGCUGGACAAAGGAAUCGAAGAGAUGUUCACCAGGUUCAAACUUCUCAACGAAAACAAAAACCUCUUCAAGUCGGCUAGGACGCCGGCCGUACUCUUUUCGGUGGGCAUCUUUUUCUAUAUACUUUCCGGCUUUUUCGCCCUCCUGGGUAUCUACACGUUGGCCAAUUUCUGUAACUUGUUCAUGAUCGGGUCGAUAAUUACCCUCCUGACCUGGGCGUACGUCAGGCACAGCGGUGAAAGGCUGGAAAUAGGAGCCAUGAUCGACGAAAUUGCGAAUGUUAUCUGGAAAAACGUGAUGAAGCCCUGCUGCGACUCGCUACUCCAGAAAAGCGUACAACGCGCGACCGAAUCAACGGUAUCUCUAAUCGAAUCGAGUGAAGAAAACCUGACAUCGCAAUCUGAUAAACUCAAGAUAUCGUAAUUUUAGUCUUUCUAUCGCUAAAUCACAUGGAAAAUUUUGUUAUAAUACUAGUUUUGUUAUUUUGGAAAGAGUUAUAUUAUAAAGUACAUGAAAUGUUAAAAUAUCAUGUGAAGUUCAUACACAAUAAAUCAAACCAUAUUUAUUAUUAAU